This is a messenger RNA of Rubroshorea leprosula, 300 nucleotides long. The record is from the annotation of a GenBank genome assembly. NCBI's taxonomy places the organism in Eukaryota, Viridiplantae, Streptophyta, Magnoliopsida, Malvales, Dipterocarpaceae.
AUCUCCCCUCUCUAUUGGGCACCGAUAAUCAUUUUGUACAUCUUCACCUUCUGCAUGCAGAAACAGAGUUCACUGCCAACCUUCAGUUCCGCUAAGUCAAACAGUGGCUUCUAUAGCUGGAAUCUCGAAUGGAGUUCAAAGAGAGAGAGAGAAACCUGGAAUCUCGUAUGGAGUUCCAUCUCCAAUAACAAGGAGUAUCACCCCAUGUAAUUGCGAGGUCCCUGGCAGCUAGCAUGUAACAUUUCUUCCCACUCCUUUUGUGCAGUGAAAAGCUCUAUGCAAUACAGGUUAUACAAUUAA